Molecule: messenger RNA, 1824 nt
Organism: Acanthopagrus latus (yellowfin seabream)
Lineage: Eukaryota; Metazoa; Chordata; Actinopteri; Spariformes; Sparidae
Product: G-protein coupled receptor 151
Exons: 1
Coding region: 393-1526 (377 amino acids)
Biological process (GO): G protein-coupled receptor signaling pathway
Cellular component (GO): membrane
Molecular function (GO): G protein-coupled receptor activity
Source: RefSeq, a predicted model, not a curated record
CUUAUUUCUGACGCUGUCGGCCAGCCGGGAUCCCUCAGAGGCUUCAGAUGUAAAUCACACCAGGCUGCGCUUCACAUGCGGGCUGGCUGCAGCCCGGAGCCACACUGGUAAAAUGACGUGAGUGGUUGACGAUGCUAAAUGGCAGCACUUGAAAUAGCCUACCUGCCAGCCUGCUCACCCACUUGCUGAUGCGAUCACGACCCUGUUAAGAGCGCUUUCAGCACCGCGGCGCGCUGGACAGCUCCUCCGUCUCGGUUUUGGGUUGGGUUUGUUUUUUUUUUUUUACUCUUGGACGAGAAAAGUGGAAAAGAGAAACAUCUGAUUUUAUUUGUUAGGAGCUUUUUCCCCCUACUUUAAGGAGUUUAAACUUUACAGUCACAAAGGGGGGAGAGAUGGAUAUUGACCGACCGGCAAAUGUCACCUUUUUUGAUUUUGUUGGAGGAGUUCAGCUCCUCCAGGGGGAGGACUCCAGGACCGCCAUGCCCGUCAUCCUCAUCGGGAUCUGCGUGUCCGGAGCAGUUGGGAAUUUGCUCGUUUUGCUGAUUUUCAUCCGCGACUUUAGGAACGGAAUGGGCUCCGAGGUGAAGGUGCUGCUCGCCUCCUUGGCCUCCACGGACCUGGUGAUCCUGCUGCUGUGCGCUCCCGUGCGCGCCGUCACCUACUACAAACAGACGUGGACCUUGGGGAGUUUUGUCUGCAGCACCACGGACUGGUUCCAGCACUCCUGCGUGGUUGCCAAAACUUUAAUCCUCGCAGCCACCACCAGAGCCAAACACACUGUGGUCCCCUGCGCCGCCACGGGGCCCCUGUCCAGCCCGACGUGGAUCCACGGAGCCCUGGCGUUCAUUUGGACCGUGUCGAUGAUCUUCCCGAUCCCACAGAUGCUUUUCGCCUCCAUGGUGCAGCGUGGCCGCGACACUAUCUGCGUCUCUGAGAUGCCAGUGUGCGCGUCUAACUUCAUGAGUUUGUUCUACAAGAUCUACCCAACCGCAGCCUUCCUGAUGCCGGUCACCUUUACGCUCGGCUACUACACAAAAGCGCUGCACUCUGCGGUGAACCACGCGCCAAACCCGCGGCAUCAGAGCAAAGUUACGCUGGUUUUACUGUGUCUGAGCGGCGCGCUCGGGCUCAUGCUGCUGCCGGAGUGGGGGACGUUCACCUGGAUCAGACUCGGGUACAACAAACCUCCCGUGGGGUUGAUCAUCUUCGCGCAAGUGCUCCUUUACGCAUGCAGCGCCUUCUCCCCGGUGAUCCUCAUGACCAUGUACGACGACGUGCGCCAGGGACUCGUCACCAUCUGGUUCAUCGCGACCUGCAGGAGCUCGAAGCAGCUCCCGAGGAUAAUAUGUCCGAAAACGGAGGGGAACGGAGCAGAGGUGGGAGCCAACGCCGUCGCCAACGCGGUCUCGACGGAGGGGGACAAGACCAUCCCGGACCUGGAGCACUUUUGGACAGGGCGCAGGAACACGCAGGUCGAGGAGGAGCAGGACCCGGUUCCCUGGGAGCGAGAGGAGAAAAUGUUGUAGUGAACCAGACGUGAAAGUGUUGUUGUCUUUUUUUGAAAAGUUAAAUCAGCUGGUUUCUAGUUUGUUUGACCCACAGUUGCAGACCUCGUUGAGUAGUGGCCUGUUCGCUGUCGUGAGCUUGAUUAGAUGUAAAAUAAAACUUAUCAUGUUUUGAUGUUUCACAUAUUUCUACUAUCUAUACUGAAUAUUUGUCAAGUAGAAAAACACCUUCAUUAGAGGAAGUUCGUGCACAUGUGUGGCCAGUGUAAAUACCCAUCGAGCAUCACGGGGUGUGUUGUGAUUGUGUACGUGUGAUGAA